This is a messenger RNA of Alosa alosa (allis shad), 5943 nucleotides long. RefSeq names its product doublecortin-like kinase 2a (gene dclk2a). NCBI's taxonomy places the organism in Eukaryota, Metazoa, Chordata, Actinopteri, Clupeiformes, Clupeidae. Gene Ontology annotation, biological process: protein phosphorylation; intracellular signal transduction. The transcript is spliced from 18 exons. Gene Ontology annotation, molecular function: protein kinase activity; ATP binding. The record is from RefSeq and is a predicted model, not a curated record. Bases 738 to 3323 code for a protein of 861 amino acids. Gene Ontology annotation, cellular component: microtubule cytoskeleton.
UUCAUUUGGUUGGUGUUAGGACCCUGAGGACAGGUUCUUUUUUCUUCAGCUGCGGCGACUUGGCUGACAGCUUCCAUUGCUGUUGCCUAGUGCCUGACCAAAGCCGGUUGUCAAAGAAAGGGUGUGGGGAACAGAGGACGUUUACUAUUUCUGCAGCAGGCAUGCAGCUCUUGUUGGCACUCAAGUCGUGGAUACCGGUCUAACUACGCGUUUCUGCAUCCCCUUGCGUUUUGAAGGGAAAAAACAUCGUGUAAGAUUGCAAAGAGAUUCAAAUGUUUUCCUGGGGAUUUUUUUGUUUUCAUCCUUCUGACAUUCCAGGUUUUGCCCAGCGUUGAGAAUGACGUUCUUGGUAUAUGCUUUAAUUUCCAGUUGUACAUAGCUUUCCUGGAGAACACUUUCGAGGAAACAUUGUGAGUAAAUACUGCAAUUACUUUAUGUUCUGCUUCGUUUCGUCCUAUCUUUCUCAUCUCGUUAGUAGCAGGGGCUAGGUUUACGAAUGCGAUAUGUAUGCCAUCAUAUAGGAUUCUCACCUGAAGAAAACCUGUGCACACUGUAAAUGAUCAGAUUUCAAAAGCGCAUGGAAACUGUAGUGGCAUUAGCAAUCUGACUGGUGAGGCAUUGUUCACUGACUGUCCUCCUAGACAAAACGACACUGAUACAGAGCCCUUGGAUCACUAGAGGACUGUUUUUUGACCUUCGCCGCUCACUCUUGUUAGUCCUUAAUAAAAUAGCCUACAAUGUCUAUAAACCGAAGCAUCGAAUGGGAACAUUUUGAGGAGCGAGAAAAGGCCCAUCGAUCCUCACGGGGGAGCGGGUCGGCAACUCAAAGCGGUUCCAGAGGCAAUGGGCUUGUACCCAGUCCAGCUCACAGUGCACAUUGCAGCUUCUACCGCACUCGCACUUUGCAGUCGCUUACUUCAGAGAAGAAAGCGAAAAAAGUUCGCUUUUACCGGAAUGGAGACAAAUACUUCAAGGGCUUGGUGUAUGCGGUGUCUAACGACCGGUUUAGGUCCUUGGACGCUCUUCUCAUGGAACUCACGCGCUCGCUUUCGGACAAUGUGAACUUGACCCAAGGUGUAAGGAGCAUAUUCACAGUGGAUGGGACCAGAAAGAUAACGAGUCUUGAAGAGCUGGUAGAAGGGGAGAGCUAUGUGUGUGCAUCCAAUGAGCCGUACCGUAAGGUGGACUACACCAAGAAUGUGAAUCCUAACUGGUCACUGGGAGUAAAAACAGGCACAUCCCGCUCUCUCUCAUCACUCAGCUCGCUUAAGAAUGAACACCUUCGGGAGAGCAAGGACUUUAUCAAGCCCAAACUGGUCACCGUCAUCCGCAGCGGCGUCAAGCCCCGCAAGGCUGUCCGCAUCCUCCUCAACAAAAAGACAGCUCACUCCUUCGAGCAGGUGCUUAAUGACAUCACCGAUGCUAUCAAGCUGGACUCUGGAGCUGUCAAGAGGCUUUACACUUUGGAAGGCAAACAGAUCUCAUGCCUGCAAGACUUCUUUGGGGAGGAUGACGUGUUCAUCGCAUGCGGCCCAGAGAAACACCGCUAUGCCCAGGAUGACUUUGUGUUGGAUCACAGUGGUAAGGCUUCAGCAGCCUUUCUAACUGAGUGUCGAGUGUUGAAGUCCUCGUACACACGAUCCUCCACUCCCGCAAGGGCUUCAGCAGGGUCCAAGAGCCCAGGAGCCACACGCCGCAGCAAGUCCCCUGGGUCAGUGAGAAGAGCCACAGGCCACUAUUCCACCAGCAGUCAGUCACCUGUCAAGUCUCCCGUAAAUGGCAUUCCCAGCAGUCAGAUCUCCACACCUAAGUCCACCAAAUCCUCCAGCUCUUCCCCCACCAGCCCUCGCAGCAUGCACAGCUUCAAGUUCAGCUGCAACACGCGGCUGAGGGAGCCUCCCCGAUGCCCUGCUCAGAUUCCUCCACAUCAUACUUCAGCCUCCAAUGUGAAUGGUUCAAAUGAGCAGCCACCUGCUAACAGUCUCAGUCCUGAAGUCAAUGGCAACAGAAACAUGUCUGAAUCCACCGUUAUGGAGAAGUAUAACAUUGGGAAAGUCAUUGGUGAUGGAAAUUUUGCUAUAGUAAAAGAAUGUACUGAACACUCCACUGGUAAAGAGUUUGCUUUGAAGAUCAUAGACAAGACUAAGUGUGCUGGCAAAGAGCACCUUAUAGAGAAUGAGGUGGCUGUUUUAAGGCGGGUCAAGCACCCCAACAUCAUCAUGCUGAUUGAGGAGGUGGACACUCCCACAGAGCUUUACCUGGUCAUGGAGUUGGUGAAGGGUGGUGACCUGUUCGAUUCCAUCACCUCUUCCACAAAAUACACAGAGAGAGAUGCCAGUGUGAUGGUGUUCAACUUGGCAGGGGCCCUCAAGUACCUGCACCGAAUGAGCAUAGUGCACAGAGACAUCAAACCAGAGAAUCUACUGGUGUGUGAGUAUCCUGAUGGCACCAAGUCCUUGAAAUUAGGAGACUUUGGAUUGGCUACCGUGGUGGAGGGACCUCUGUACACUGUGUGUGGGACACCCACAUAUGUGGCCCCAGAGAUCAUCGCUGAGUCUGGUUAUGGACUGAAGGUGGACAUCUGGGCUGCGGGAGUGAUCACCUACAUCUUGUUGUGUGGAUUCCCUCCAUUCCGCAGUGAGAAUAACCUUCAGGAGGACCUGUUUGACCAAAUCCUGCUGGGUCGCUUGGCGUUCCCCACCCCUUACUGGGAGAAUAUAAGUGCCUCUGCUAAGGAGCUCAUUGGCCGCAUGCUUCAGGUGAAUGUGGAGGCCAGGUACACUGCAGAGGAUGUGCUGGGUCACCCUUGGGUCACGCAGGAGGAUGCUGCUCUGGGGAAUAACACAAGGAUUGAGGUGACAGGUAAACUCAAGACACAUUUUAACAACACGCCAAAGCAGAACAACACUUCCGCCGGAGUGUCCGUCAUCAUGAACACAGCGCUAGAUAAGGAAAACAUCCAGCUUCAUCGUCGUCGCCAGAACAACAGCCUGCCUUCCCCUGCCUCUGUGCUAUCAGAGAAGAUCUCCUGUCCUGAUCCAUCAGAGAAGACCCUAUUUUGUGACCGUUCCCCCAAAACACCCCUCUCCGUUCAUUGGGAGAAUCUGCCAUCACCCUCUGUACCUGAGCCAGACAACCCCUGUGCCCCCUCACCAGAGAAGCCACCCCCUUCACCUGUGACCCCUCACCAGAGAAGCUUCCCCCCUCCACCUGUGACCCCUCACCAGAGAAGCUUCCCCCCUCCACCCGUGACCCCUCACCAGAGAAGCUUCCCCCCUACACCCGUGACCCCUCACCAGAGAAGCCACCCCCUCCACCCGUGACCCCUCACCAGAGAAGCCACCCCCCUCCACCCGUGACCCCUCACCAGAGAAGCCUCCCUCCUCCACCUGUGACCCCUCACCAGAGAAGCCACCCCCCUCCAUCUGUGCCCCCUCACCAGAGAAGCUUCCCUCCUCCACCUGUGACCCCUCACCAGAGAAGCUUCCCUCCUCCACCCGUGACCCCUCACCAGAGAAGCCACCCCUCUCCACCUGUGACCCCUCACCAGAGAAGCCACCCCCUCCACCUGUGACCCCUCACCAGAGAAGCCACCCCCCUCCACCUGUGCCCCAACUGCUCCUCCAGCCCCCUCAUCUGCGGAGCCUCCCCCUGGGGUUCCACUGGAGAGCUCUGAAGCUGCUGCUGCUCCCACUGCUGUGGCCCCUAGUCCCCCCCUCCCUCCUCCUGAGCCCCCCACAUCGCUCUCCUGGCCUGCGCCUCCUCCGCCCCCCUCCAGCUCUCUCCCAGAGCCACCUCUAUGCAGCCUUGAGUACGAAGGCCCUCCUCCUGCUUGGAAGCUGCUGAGGGAGGAGUGAGCCCUCUCGUCCCCCACACCCACCCCACACUCACGCCUGGCCAGGGGAGAUGAGCUUAGCCACCCUUACUUUAAGGUCAUACAUUUUCCAAGUAUGAGCACAAUGUAUAUACAAUUGUCGCAUACAAUGAAUUUACCCAUUCAUAGAAAAGAGCUUAAACCAGGAAAAAGCUGGUUCUUCUGACUUCCUAAGCCAAGGCUCUCAGAUAAAGCUGGUUCCACAGUAGAAAGCUCACCACUGCAUGUAUUGCAUUUGCAUGUAUUAGGUAGUUCUUUUCAGCUCCAUCCCAAUGUCAGAUCCCUUUCAAGCUUUGCCUAUAUUCCUUAUGCCUAACGCAGGCUCCUCAGAUACCAGACACACUCCUCUGUCACACAGAUAAAGUCAACUAGAAGCAUUAAAUGCUCCUCCUAGUAAACAUAACUUGUGUUCCCUUAAAAUGGAUCUUGCAUGAUUAAUAUUCUCAUGAAUCCUCCAUUACCUGAGUCAGUGUUAUUACGUAGAAAAACCGAGUAUUUUAACUAUUCCCUACAUUGUACGGAAUACACUGGGGAGAUAUGCCUUCUAGAGUACUUGUAAUGUAACCUGAGUUGUGCUACUGCCCUGCCCUGGGCAUUCAGAUGGACAAUCUGUGACCUUGAGAGUCAGACAUGCCUCGUGAAAGACGUGCCUCAGGACGUGUCAAACUGGCUACUAGCCUCAUCCCGUCCACUCUACCAGCUGUUGUUCUUAUCACUCUAGCAUGAACAUGACCAAUUAAAUGGCUGCUCUAAUCCCUAGUUGCUCAUGGCAGCAUUAAGGCAGGACACAUAUCUAUAUACUAUUCAUUACUCAACUCUUAUCCAACAUCAGUAGGGUUUACAUUUUUAUCAGAACAUGCUCAUUGGGAAUCCAAUCCAAUAUUGGUUUAGUUAGCACUAUGCUGUACGUGGUGAGCUACUGGAACACAAUUACUGCAUCCAUGACUAUAUCAUGGUUAGCUCAUAAAACACUGAUUAUUGCAAAGGGCAAUUUGAAUUUGGAAUUAGCUGAUUUGCAGAUCUGUUACAAAAUUAUGUCAUUCAUUACUGGACCCAGUCCAUCAUGAGACACAAAAUAGUGGAUGAGCUAUUUUUCUAUGUUGUGAUUGACUUGAUUGUAUAUAUGUGAAUUUGUACUUGAAAGCAUUUGAAAGAUGAUCAAGUUGUAUGAAAAGACAAUGUGAGUUAAUCCUUGUUGAUGUGAAUUUUACUUCUGAUUGUUGUUUUUUUUUUUUUGCUCCUGGAAACUAUGCUUGAAUGUGCUGAUUGUGAUGAGUGUUAGAGGUAAAUGAGUAAGGGUCCUACUAGUGCAAACCUACUGUAGAAGCUUACACAGAGCUUACAAACAAACAUGAACACAGGACAUUCAUGCCCUUGUUGGUGUCUUUUUGAUGAAAAAGUAACAGAGGGUAUGCAAUAAUAUUUUUGUAAAUAUCUGCUAGUUUUUCCUGAUUAAGGAGAACCUUGUGGUUCUCAUGAGGCUGUGCCUCUGCUCGAUGUGCUGUGCUGUGUGGUUCUGAUCAGCAUUCCUCUCACAUCUACAGAUGAGUGAUGAGGCCUCGGGAACAUUUAGUAACCCUGGCCUGAGGACCAAUGCAGGAUACAUAUUCAUUUGUCUAAUUCAGUUGUGCCCAUUAAAAGCAUCAAUAGUGACUAUUAUAAUGUGAAGUUGUUCUUACUUAGACUAUCUGGACGUUUUUGAAAGCUGAAAUCUGGAGGCCUGGUUUAAUUUUCUGUGGUUUUCUGCUCUAUUCUUAAGGAAUUUUUUAGCUGCAUGCAAAAUUCCUCUUUUGCGACUCACAUUUUAGUCUGUGAGGCUGCUAAAAGUCACAGUGGUGGGUUCCAGUGUUAGUCAUAAUCUGUUGCUAUAGCGCUCUUUCAGAAUUCUCCCUGUGUUCUCUUCAAAACUCACAGUUAUGUUUUAUAUACAAGGGAUCCAGUUUUCAAGAUGAAGGUGUAAAGUUUGUGCAGCCAUUUUAAAUGUAAUCCUCUUGGCCUAGAACCUUUUUUCAUUUUGUAAUAGGAAUUCAUCAAAACCUUCAUGAAAUGCAAUAAAAUCUCUGAAAUGA